CUUCCUUAUUCACUCGCCUACAGCUUCAAGGAGAAGCAGUCCCCUUAGCCGGUAAAGUUACUUCACACGGCUUCCUUUUAGAUCUAGGCAGUCAUAAAGUCAACAACUUUCAUAGUUCGUAAAAGGUCAUUUAUUUUCAGUUGCUGUGCGUGUACCAGCUAACAGGACAUUUUAUCGAGAUCGGAUUCAGCCAUGAUGGCGUCCGGUUACAGUGUGAAGGAAGAGGACAGCCACCGCUCAGGAGCCGCCGCUGCAGGUGGGCCGAGUGCUGAGAAGAGUAAGAAACCGGAUAACACUGCUUUUAAACAGCAGCGUCUUCCAGCCUGGCAGCCCGUCCUUACAGCCGGUUCCGUGCUGCCUGCUUUCUUCAUCAUCGGCCUCCUCUUUAUCCCGAUUGGCAUUGGCCUUUUCGUCACGUCCAACACCGUCAAAGAGUUCGAGCUUGAUUACACUGGUGUUGAAAAAAGCAGUCCCUGCUUCAGCUGUACUCAGCCCUUUGGUUUGAACCAGUCAUGCAAAUGCUCUGUCCCUUUCACACUUAAAGAGUCAUUCGAGGGCAAUGUCUUCAUGUACUAUGGACUGUCCAACUUCUAUCAAAAUCACAGACGUUAUGUUAAGUCAAGAGAUGACCGGCAACUAAAUGGAAACACAUACUCCUUAACUAAUCCCACCAAGGAUUGUGCACCAUACAACACAAAUAACAACAUGCCCAUUGCACCAUGUGGAGCUAUUGCCAACAGUCUUUUUAAUGACACAUUUGAGCUGUAUUAUGUGCAAGACAAUGGGAAUAAAACUCGUAUUCCUCUUGUGAAGAAGGGCAUUGCUUGGUGGACUGACAAGUAUGUUAAGUUCAGGAACCCUUCAGGAGACAACCUCACAGCAGCAUUUGAAGGUACAGCCCCACCUCUCAGCUGGCACAGGCCUGUCUAUGAGCUAGAUCCUAUGGACCCUGACAACAAUGGCUUCAUCAAUGAGGACUUCAUAGUGUGGAUGAGAACAGCUGCUCUUCCCACCUUCAGGAAGUUGUACCGCAUCAUCCAGAAGAAUAGGGACAGCCUGACUCCAACACUUCCUCGUGGGAACUACACGCUGGAAAUUACUUACAACUACCCUGUAAUUAAUUUUGAGGGACGCAAACGCAUGAUCCUCAGCACCAUCAGCUGGAUGGGUGGGAAGAACCCAUUCCUGGGCAUUGCUUACAUCACUGUGGGUUCUAUCUGCUUCGUUCUGGGUCUGGUGCUCGUGGUUAUUCACUAUAAAUAUGGCAACCGCAACAACAACGCUGACAUCCCCAACUAGAGGCUCAAGACUAUUGUGACUGAUUUUUGGACUUGCUUAUUGCCAUGUGAUUUGAGUAUUUGUCACACGGUUGCACAAUCUUCCUUUGCUCUCUGCCUUUUCCUGUUCUCAUACAAGAUUUUCAUCCUGUAUGUAUACAAGGUGUCUAAAAGGACAUCUUAGGUCAUAGAUCUAUCACUGAUUUUUUGUGUAUGUGCUCUGUAUUUUGAGUAUUUAUGUACUGUUUUUGAAGGGCAUGUUUCAGUAAUGUUUGUCAGUAACAUUCAUUUCAGAUUUUAAAUAAUAUAUUAUGCUCUAGUAUGAAGGAAACUUGAGAUCUUUGAACACUGCAAAAUGGAGUUGAGGCAUUUGUAGUAGAUAACAUGAAUCAGCAUGGUGCAGUGGUAAUGGAUUCAUGAGAAGAAACGCUAAAAUCCAAUUCAUUUCCCGUUAUUUCAGAAUUGAAAGACUGUUCUGUAACAUGUGCAUCUACUAAAGAGUUCCAGUAUGCGACAGGUUACAGUAUUUACAAUUAAAUUCAUGAAGCUUACACGUGUGCACAAACUGUUGUCCUAACUCUGAAGGAAUCUUAUAAGUAAUUUAUGUGAGUCAUUGUCCACUUGUGCAUCAUCUGGGAAGCAUGCAUGUUUGUAAAUGUUAUGUCUUGCAUUUAAACAUUAUUUAGGAAACUGAGUGCUACUUGGACCUUCUACCCUUGUUUGGGAAUAUGAUGUACCUCUCUCCUCUUACCUCUCUCCAAAGAUAUGCUGUAGACUCACUGGCUGUCUGCAAAUAAAUAUAUUUUAUUUCUUGAA
Messenger RNA from Ictalurus punctatus (channel catfish), 2093 nucleotides. It is a transcript of the gene cdc50aa, whose product is annotated as transmembrane protein 30Aa. Lineage: Eukaryota; Metazoa; Chordata; Actinopteri; Siluriformes; Ictaluridae. The record is from RefSeq and is a predicted model, not a curated record. The transcript has 7 exons. Gene Ontology annotation, biological process: phospholipid translocation. Bases 193 to 1299 code for a protein of 368 amino acids. Gene Ontology annotation, cellular component: plasma membrane; endoplasmic reticulum; Golgi apparatus.